Acanthochromis polyacanthus (spiny chromis) is the source of this 5601-nucleotide messenger RNA. RefSeq names its product engulfment and cell motility 2 (gene elmo2). Lineage: Eukaryota; Metazoa; Chordata; Actinopteri; Pomacentridae. The transcript has 23 exons. The record is from RefSeq and is a predicted model, not a curated record. The coding region runs from base 429 to 2600 and encodes 723 amino acids. Gene Ontology annotation, biological process: cell motility; actin filament organization.
UGACAUUUACAUUGUGUCCCGCCUACAAGGCGUGGAAUCGUGUCUCCUUUCCACAAGUAUUUCACUGGGGAGAGAGAGGGACACAGAGAGGCACCAUCGAUGGCCCAGACACGAACUGAGUAGCACCGAGUAUUGACAUUAGCAGACAAGAAACGUCCGGUUAAAAAACCCACACUGAGUGAAGCCAUCAUCUGACUCCGACAGAGAGAGACACACAGAGAGAGACUGGCUGCAUCCUGACUGCAAUGGAGGAGCGGACGGGGACAAGCCGGAAUGGAUGACUGAACAACAUUAGCCGCCUUGUGAGGAGCACCGCUGGUUCUCACUGUAAUAGCGAGGGAGCUGACACGGAGGUUUAUACAGCAGAGCUGUGAGAGUGACUGACCGUUUCUGCAUUUAUCCAUUAGGGUGCUAACAAUAAGACAGCCAUGCCGCCCCCAGCUGACAUUGUAAAGGUGGCUAUUGAAUGGCCCGGUGCCAACGCUCAGCUCAUAGAGAUGGACCAGAAAAGACCUUUGUCUUCAAUAAUUCGGGAAGUAUGUGAUGGCUGGUCUUUGUCAGGCUCAGAGCAGUUUGCUCUGCGCUAUGCUGAUGGUCCUCAGCUUUAUAUCACUGAGCAGAGCCGUGGUGACAUCAAGAAUGGGACCAUUCUUCGAUUAGCAAUUUCUCCUGGUCGUGCUGCUCGUCAGCUGCUGGAGAGGAUCCAGUCUCAUGGCAUCGACGCUCGCCUCGAGGCCCUCAAAGAGCUCGCCAAGCUGUCUGCAGACCCAACCUUUGCCACGGAGUUUAUCAACAUGGAGGGAAUUGGGACGCUGGCUCGUCUAGUCGAGAGCGGCACCCACUUUGGUGAAAUGCUAGCCUUUACUCUCACUGCCUUCCUGGAGCUGAUGGAUCACGGCAUUGUGUCUUGGGACCUUAUCUCCCUCUCCUUCAUCAAACAGAUCGCAGGCUACGUGAACCAGCCGAUGGUGGACGUGUCCAUCCUGCAGCGCUCCCUGGCCAUCCUGGAGAGCAUGGUCCUGAACAGCCACAGCCUCUACCACCGAGUGGCCCAGGAGAUCACCGUGGGACAGCUCAUCGGGCACCUGCAAGUGUCAAACCAGGAGAUUCAGACGUACGCCAUCGCCCUCAUCAACGCUCUUUUCCUGAAGGCACCAGAGGACAGACGGCAGGAGGAGUAUACUAACCCGCUGGAGCAGCACCUCACUGAAAUGGCAAGCACUUUGGCUCAGAAACACCUGCGGUCCAUCAUCCUCAAUCACGUUAUCAGAGGAAAUCGACCAAUCAAAGCAGAAAUGGCACAUCAGCUGUAUGUUCUGCAGGUGCUGACCUUUAACCUUCUGGAAGAACGAAUGAUGACCAAAAUGGAUCCGAAUGAUCAGGCUCAGAGAGACAUCAUUUUUGAGCUACGUAGAAUUGCCUUUGAUGGGGAAAAUGACCCCACUGGUACAGAGAAGAGAAAGGCCAUGUACACUAAGGACUACAAGAUGCUGGGCUUCACUAACCAUGUGAACCCAGCCAUGGACUUCACCCAGACUCCUCCAGGGAUGCUGGCUCUGGACAACAUGCUGUAUCUGGCCAAGGUUCACCAGGACACGUACAUCAGGAUUGUCCUGGAAAACAGCAGCAGAGAGGAUAAGCACGAGUGUCCCUUUGGCCGCUGCGCCAUUGAACUUACUCGAAUGCUGUGUGAGAUACUCCAGGUUGGAGAACUGCCUAAUGAAGGCUGCAAUGAUUAUCACCCCAUGUUCUUCACUCAUGACCGGGCGUGGGAGGAGUUCUUCUGUGUGUGCAUUCAGCUGCUCAAUAAAACCUGGAAGGAGAUGAGAGCCACAGCUGAAGACUUCAACAAGGUGAUGCAGGUGGUUCGUGAGCAAAUCACCAGAGCUCUGGCGAUGAAGCCGUCGUCCAUCGACCAGCUGAAGAAUAAACUGCGAGGCCUCAACUAUUCAGAGAUUCUGCGCCUGCGACAGUCAGAACGAAUGAGCCAGGAUGACUUCCAGUCUCCACCAAUCAUUGAGCUGCGGGAGAGGAUUCAACCCGAGAUCUUGGAGCUCAUCAAGCAACAGCGACUCAACCGGCUGUGUGAGGGAAGCUGCUUCCGUAAACUGGGGAACCGCCGAAGGCAAGAGAAGUUUUGGUUCUGCAGACUCUCUCUGAAUCACAAAGUGCUGCACUACGGGGACUUGGAUGAGUCACCUCAGGGUGAAGUGCCUUUUGAGCUCCUCAGUGACAAGAUCCCCGUCUCAGAUAUCAAGUCUGUGGUGACAGGGAAAGACUGCCCUCAUAUGAAGGAGAAAAGUGCUCUAAAACAAAACAAGGAGGUGCUGGAGUUGGCCUUCUCUGUCCUCUAUGAUCCUGAUGAAACGCUCAAUUUUGUUGCACCCAAUAAAUAUGAGUAUUGCAUCUGGACUGAUGGGCUGUGUGCGCUGCUGGGCAGGGAGAUGGGCAGUGACCUGACACGCAGCGACCUAGAUACUCUCAUCAGCAUGGAGAUGAAGCUCCGCCUCCUCGACCUUGAGAACAUCACGAUUCCUGAAGCGCCACCUCCUGUGCCGAAGGAGCCUAGCUCGUAUAACUUCACCUACAACUACAGCUGAGAUGUGUGUGUGUGCGUGCGCGCGUGUUUGCUAUGCAUGUAUGUGUUUGUCAAGGAUGAGCAUACUCGAUCUUUUGAUGAAUUUUGCUGCAAUUGUGUUCACCGGACAAGACUACUUCGAUUUUUUUUUUUUUUUUAACAUUACAGAACCUUGGAGACUUUGCUCUGUCUGUGUUUGUGAUGCCGUGUGGUUGCCAGAUAGGAGAAAUGUGUUUUAUAGCUGCACAGGCAGGUCAGAGGUCAGGGUUCAGUGCAGAGUGUUUAUCCUGGAGCUGCUAGAGAUGCAGCGGGCGAAUCUUUUUUUUUUCCGAAAAGUCUCCAGGCAGCGUCCCGAUUUGUGUUCCCCGUUCGCAGAUUUAAAGGUGCAAAAGAAUGUGGAUGAAAAGAUCGAAAUCUGUAAGGGAACUUUGACUCAAGUAUAGUUCAGUCAAAUUGAGGCUUAAUUGAUCAGUUGAGGCAUGUGUCUGGUCUCCAUGGCAACUAAAAAUGAAGUAGCCACCAUUUCAGUUGUGAUGCUGCGUUCGCUUCGACACUGCUGCCCCUCCAUGUGUACAGCUGUACGAUGCAGUCUGAUCAGCUCUACACUCUGUUCCCCACUGCAGCCUCAGUGAUGGUAGGAUUUCUCUUUGGAAUUCAGUGAUUAAAAGGACGGAAAAUAUGACAGACUUGUAAUGUAAGUAAGUCAUACAUGGAAAAUAGCAGGUAGUAAGGAAGCACAUUCUUUGCUUCUGUUUGUAAUAUUAUGUUUUUUUCAUGAGUAUCGUAGAUGGGAGAGAAAAGUGUGUUAAUAGUGAUAAACUGUUUGAGCUAUUAAAUGUUAGAAAACUGUGAAAAAUGUCAAUCUCCAUUUUCCAGAGGCCAAAUCAUAAUGUUGAAAAAGCUUGUUUGACAAAAACCAAAAAAAUAAGUAAGUUUCCUACUAUGAAAACCCACAAAACCAGCAAAUAGUAAUAUUUGAGGAGGCAUUUUUAAAAAAAAAAAAAAGUGCCAUAAAAUCUGAUCAACCAAGUGUUUGUCUGUUUUUUUUUCUUUUGCAAAUGUACUGUCAGUCACUAAUCAAUUAAUCUGCUAUUUUUCAGCUCCAAGAAAGUGUUCGUACGUAUAUAUUUGUUAGUUUACUCAACAUUGAUGCUGCUUCUUUGACUCACUUCCCUCCUCAGACCUUCUCCAUAAUUUGUCAUACAGUGUGAACAUACUGUAUAUACCCCACUGGAUUAAUGAAGUUGUUCAAGUGUGUGAGAAUCCUUAAAGGUACCCUCGCCCACUAUCGGUGUCUGUAAGUGUGUGUCUGUGUGUAUGUGCAGAUUUUGUUCAUGUAUACGUUGAGGGAUUUAAGGAAUGAUAUUUCAUGAGCUCGCUGCUCGUUAAGAUCGGGGCUUGAGGCUCCGACAUCCAACACUUAAAAAAGACAUGAGUGAUAGGAGCUUGUUUGAAUCAUAGUCACUGCAUUGCCUUAUCAGUCAUACAUUCGCUACGUGUCAGUAUCAUUUCUAAGCAGCAUAUUAAACACAUGGCAGCACACUAUAUGAGGCAGUUGUAGCUGAUAUGGAUAGAUGGAGGUGUAAUGUUGAUAUGUGAUUUUUUUUUUUAAAGACAACUAUUAUGUUAUACCGUGUUACAAAACAUUUCUUGUUGCUUCUGAUGGUUAAUAGUUGUUAAGAAAUGUAUUAAUAAACUCUACAAAUAUACCAAAAUCAGCUACAACUACAUUAUAUUGAAUCAGCCAUGUAUUGUUUAUAUACUGCUUAUAAGGUAAAUGCUAACUUUGGUUUGAUUUACACUCAAAUGUGUUUGGGAGGCUCAUACUGUAGUGUGGUACAGAGGCUUUGUUCAAAAGAAACUUGGCUUGACAGUGAAUACUGCCCUUGGUCUUUGAAUUAAUUACCAGAUUUGAAGCUUGGUUUCGAACAUUUUGUCACACUGUGCAAACGCAAACAGGACAAAAGAGCAGCUCUGUUGGCGAUAUUUGGUUUACGUGCCAGAAACACACAAUCCUGGAAGCAGGUCAAAAACACAGUGACAUCUAGUGCUGCUCAUGGAUCAUAUAGAGAUGUUACUUCUAGUACUAUUGCUUGAUGUCAUUUCUUAUCUCCACAGUUAUUGGUUCUAAACUUUGUCCUGUUGACUUCUAAACCAGUACUAAUCACUGCUGUCAUUUAUUAAUGCAGAAUAGAAUUAUAUUUUUGUAAAUGAUUGUACAAUUUUAUCAGUUAUGAAGAGAAUGGGUAUUGAACUAACGUAGCAUUUUCACUUCGCAUCACUGUACAGUACGUUCAGCACGCUCAUUUCACUUUUUUUAAAGUGUCCUGCGCAUUUUCAUAUCAUGAGCACCAUUUAGGAACCGCUCACUCCAGCACCUGAAUAUGAUGUCAGCGUUGAUGUAAUAAUGAAAAUUGCCAUUGCUGUUUGUGAAAAGAAAUGCAGUCAGUAUUUGUUUUUUUCUUCUUAUGUUUGGAUUUCAAUGUUAAAGUAGUUUUAACCUGUUAAAAACUUUUAAAAAAUAUUUUUGAGGGUGAACCUGAGAGUUCAGUUCACUGCAACUUAAAAAAAAUUCACACACAAUCUAAAUAAUACAUGACAAAUUCUUUCUUGGUGUGCUUGUGUUUUGCAUAUUUGCAUGUCUUUUCUUAAGCUGCAGUGCUUGGAGUUCUCAGGGUCGCUUUAUUAAUUUGUAUUCCAGUAAGUCACUGAACCAUUAACCUGUUUUCAGAAAUCGGCUGCAGCUAGAACAGAUCAGUAAUCACAAUAAACCACAGAGAGUAAUUCCUGCGUUGGAUGUACUAACAGUAUGACUUGAAGUUUUUGCAUCUGACACUCUUUUACAUGACUUGCUACACUAUUUAUUUACACUUGGUAGUGAUAGGUAAAAUGACAGAAUGACAAAAAACACUAAAUAUAGUAUACAUAUAGAUCAUUGUAUGUAUAUACAGUAUUGUGUUGCCUUAUUGAAGAAAUGUAUUAUGUUUUGUGUGAAUAAAUACAAAGUCUAACUACUGCUUAAA